AUUCAUUCCAUGAAAACGUGAAUUGUGUUUCAUAACCCCUAAAACUCAUAUUUCCAGAUACGAAACGCCUAGCUUAUCUGUUCACUUCUUAAUUCCAAUUGCGUCAGAAUUAUUUGAUCAGGUGUAGUUUUUAAGCUAUGAAAAUGGCUGAUGGUAAAAAGAAGGAGGUCAAGAAAGAGACUGGGUUAGGUCUCACUUUCAAAAAGGAAGAGAAUUUUGGGGAAUGGUAUUCAGAGGUGGUUGUGAAUGGGGAGAUGAUUGAAUAUUAUGAUAUUUCUGGUUGUUAUAUUCUGAGGCCAUGGUCAAUGUCAAUAUGGGAGACUAUGCAAGCAUUCUUUGAUGUGGAAAUUAAGAAAAUGAAAAUCAAGAAUUGCUACUUCCCUCUUUUUGUAUCAUCUAAUGUUUUGGAAAAGGAGAAGGAUCACAUUGAGGGCUUUGCUCCAGAGGUUGCUUGGGUGACAAAAACAGGAAAAUCUGACUUGGAGGUUCCUGUUGCUAUUCGACCAACUAGUGAGACUGUUAUGUAUCCCUAUUUUUCUAAGUGGAUCAGGGGACACCGUGACCUGCCUUUGAAACUCAACCAGUGGUGUAAUGUUGUUCGAUGGGAGUUCAGCAAUCCUACACCAUUUAUCAGGAGCCGUGAGUUCCUUUGGCAGGAAGGACACACUGCUUUCGCAACAAAGCAAGAAGCAGAUGAAGAGGUGCUUCAAAUAUUGGAACUGUACCGACGCAUAUAUGAAGAAUUCUUGGCUAUUCCUGUUAUAAAGGGCAAGAAAAGUGAGAUGGAAAAGUUUGCUGGUGGACUUUACACAACUAGUGUUGAGGCAUUUAUUCCCAACACUGGACGUGGUAUCCAAGGUGCAACUUCUCAUUGUUUGGGCCAAAAUUUUGCAAAGAUGUUUGAAAUAAACUUUGAAAAUGAGAAGGGAGAGAAGGGAAUGGCCUGGCAGAACUCUUGGGCCUAUAGUACUCGGACGAUUGGAGUUAUGGUGAUGGUUCAUGGAGAUGACAGAGGCUUGGUUCUGCCACCUAAAGUGGCAUCUGUCCAAGUUAUUGUUGUUCCUGUGCCUUACAAAGAUGCUGAUACUCAAGGAAUCUUUGAUGCCUGUGCUGCAACUGUGGAUACUUUGUGUGAAGCAGGUAUUCGUGCUGAGGCUGACUUUAGAGAGAAUUACUCACCUGGUUGGAAGUAUUCUCAUUGGGAAAUGAAAGGUGUUCCUCUAAGGAUUGAAAUAGGGCCCAAAGAUUUGGCAAAUAAUCAGGUACGUGCAGUUCGCCGUGACAAUGCAGCAAAAGUGGAUAUCAGUCGUGACAGUUUGAUGGAGAAAGUAAAAGAUAUGUUGGAUGAUAUUCAACAGAGGUUGUUUGAUGCUGCUAAACAAAAGCGAGAUGCUUGCAUUCAAGUUGUGAAAACUUGGGGUGAAUUCAAGGAAGUUCUCAGUCAAAGGAAAAUGAUCUUAGCUCCUUGGUGUGAUGAGGAGGAGGUGGAAAGGGACGUGAAAGAACGAACAAGAGGUGAAAUGGGAGCAGCCAAGAGUCUUUGUUCCCCAUUUGACCAGCCUGAGCUCCCUGAAGGUACCGCAUGCUUUGCUUCUGGAAAGCCCGCAAAGAAAUGGACCUACUGGGGCAGGAGUUACUAGAUCAUCAGGUCCCUGUGUAAUCUUCAAUUUUCAUAUAGUUCGAAUAUCAGGUGCUUAUGUACUUCAGUUUGGGCACACAUUUAAGUAAUUUGGCAGCAGAACAACAGGAAAUGAAGCUAACAUACUAGGUUUUGUUGUAAUCCAUUUCCGACAUCGAUUAUUCUACUUGAAAUGUUGGGUUGCAACGCUUAAAUCUGCUACAAUAAUAGGUUGCCAGAUAAUUUAUACAA
This is a messenger RNA of Populus nigra (black poplar), 1870 nucleotides long. RefSeq names its product proline--tRNA ligase, cytoplasmic-like. Gene Ontology annotation, cellular component: cytoplasm; aminoacyl-tRNA synthetase multienzyme complex. Gene Ontology annotation, molecular function: ATP binding; proline-tRNA ligase activity. Bases 138 to 1640 code for a protein of 500 amino acids. Lineage: Eukaryota; Viridiplantae; Streptophyta; Magnoliopsida; Malpighiales; Salicaceae. The record is from RefSeq and is a predicted model, not a curated record. The transcript is spliced from 12 exons. Gene Ontology annotation, biological process: prolyl-tRNA aminoacylation.